ACCCCCACCCACCCACCCUAUCUCUCUUACAAAAUCUGCCCCAAAAUCUCCGAAAACGAAUUUUUACAAUUUCUCACUGAAGUAAAGAAGCUGAAACUCAUCAUCGGCGCCGGAGAUGGGAACGAGAACCGGAGACGGAAUCAGACGGUCAAAGGUCUUUGCUUUGGUAGCGAUUUUGCUAUUCAGUUUCGUGAACGACAUAUCGGCGUUAUCGGUAACAGUGAACGACGAGGAAUGCGUAUACGAAUACGUUCUCUAUGAGAACGACACGAUUUCUGGAAACUUUGUUGUUGUCGAUCAUGACAUCUUCUGGAGCUCAGAUCACCCAGGCAUCGAUUUCACUGUGACAGCACCUGGAGAAAAUGUUGUACACACAAUGAAGGGAACAUCUGGGAAUAAAUUUGAGUUCAAGGCCCCUCGUAGUGGGAUGUACAAGUUCUGUUUUAAGAAUCCUUAUUCAACACCAGAAACCGUUUCUUUCUACAUACAUAUUGGACACAUUCCCAAUGAGCAUGACCUUGCCAAAGAUGAACAUUUGGACCCCAUUAAUGUCAAAAUUGCUGAACUAAGAGAGGCAUUGGAAUCAGUUACUUCAGAGCAGAAGUACCUAAGAGCACGUGAUGCCCGUCAUCGUCAUACUAACGAGAGCACGCGGAAUCGUGUUAUAUUUUACACAAUUGGAGAGUAUAUGCUGCUUAUAUUGGCUAGCGGACUUCAGGUUGUGUAUAUUAGACGUCUGUUCAGCAAGUCAGUUGGCUAUAACCGGGUUUGACAAAUUCAGGAACCAGCUACUGUUUUUUUUUGGAACUUAGAGUUAUUUUGAUUAGCAGUUGAAAUUUAGAAAAAAAACAUAUACUUCUGUAGCAUGUGAUUCUAAAUUAUUUGAAAAGGAUUUUCUCCAUUCUCAAAAGCUGGUUUAAUUUUCA
This is a messenger RNA of Solanum lycopersicum (tomato), 926 nucleotides long. Its product is annotated as transmembrane emp24 domain-containing protein p24beta3. The record is from RefSeq and is a predicted model, not a curated record. Lineage: Eukaryota; Viridiplantae; Streptophyta; Magnoliopsida; Solanales; Solanaceae. Gene Ontology annotation, cellular component: COPII-coated ER to Golgi transport vesicle; Golgi apparatus; endoplasmic reticulum. Gene Ontology annotation, biological process: endoplasmic reticulum to Golgi vesicle-mediated transport; Golgi organization; intracellular protein transport.